Molecule: messenger RNA, 6748 nt
Organism: Drosophila simulans
Lineage: Eukaryota; Metazoa; Arthropoda; Insecta; Diptera; Drosophilidae
Gene: Cph
Product: B-cell lymphoma/leukemia 11A
Exons: 4
Coding region: 1260-4877 (1205 amino acids)
Biological process (GO): regulation of transcription by RNA polymerase II
Cellular component (GO): nucleus
Molecular function (GO): DNA-binding transcription factor activity; RNA polymerase II cis-regulatory region sequence-specific DNA binding
Source: RefSeq, a predicted model, not a curated record
UCUGCAGUCGCUCGCAGGACAUCGUCGCGUUCGGACAUGUUCGCCUAAGAAGCUCGCGUCUGGAGUUGGCACUCUCUUCUCAACACUCACACACACACAUACCACACACUCUCUCUCCCUCUCUCGCUGAGCUGUGGCGCUCUCUUCUGCCGCCGCUCGCAAGCUUUCGUCUCGCUUGCAACGCGUUCGCUCGUGUUCGUUCGCGCUCGCCAGUGUGGGCUGUGCGGCGUGCUUCAGCGUGUGCCUGCCUGUGUGUGUGCUUUGUCGCACUCUGGUUGUUGUUGCCCGCUGGACAAAAGCUGCCGCGCUGCUGCAGCGAAGUCGCCGAGAGCAGAGGCAGCGAAGACGCGCUCGCCGCUAAAACCUCGCAAGUAGUCGCGUACUUCCGCCGUUACCGUUAGCACCACACACAAAACGGAGCUGCUAACCGCUAGACUACAUUACGCCGCCAAAACAUACAAAACAAAAAACAAAAAUAAAACAUCGCUUUUUGCCGAUUUACCGUUAGCCGUCGCGGUCAUCGAUAAUACAACUAACUUGGCAACAAAAACAAAUCAUAAUACAAAUAAAAAAAACCAAAACAUAUUUUGGUAUAUACUUAAUAAAAUCAAAAGUAUACCUAUACACACUUUGUGCAAUUUUUUUCAAGUGUCUCCGGCGUGUGUUAUCAACAAAAAAAAAAUACAAAAUCCAAUUGGUUAAACAUACAGCCUGCGAAAACCCAAUUGGUUUUCCCUUCUUUUCUAUACAAAUGAAACCGCGUGCGUUUGUGACAACAACAACAAAACUGCCAAACAAACAAAAAAGCCUUUAAGGAAGAAAUUAAAAGAGUCCCCGUGCUUAAGGUUCCUAUGCUACAAUUCAAAUCAAAGAUCACAAGAGUCUUAAAAGAAAUAAAAACCAAGUGACAAGUGUACGAAGAAUACGUUUUUUUUUUUUGGAAAAUGGCAGCCCUAGAAAAGCCCCGAAAAACCAAGCUGAAGCUGUCUGAUUAGGAUACUAAAAGCUAGAGAUUCCAAUUGGUGAAUGUGUGAUUUUUUUUUGAAACCAAAAAAACGAGGUUUGUGCAAUAUAAAUAACUACAGAGGAGUAGGCCUAGGAAGAAAAGAAACAAUAACUAGAAAAACUUUAGAAACGUAUGCCAAUUGGAAGUUGGCAUCCCAGUUGGAAUUGGGAGAUCGGCAGGACAUUGCCCUUCGCUGGGUUUGUGUGCCUGUGUCUGCGAAGUUUUGAAACACCUUCGGAAACUGGAAACAAAAAUGAGAAUUAAAAUGCCCGCGGUUCGAAUUGCACAAGAUUCCGACUCCACAGAGAACGAUGCCGUGGCCACACAGGACAUCCUCACGUGCGGCGCCUGCCAGAAGGCGUUCGCCCUCUCGGACAUUGUCAAGUUCAUCCAGCACAAGGUGCUGCAGUGCAACAAGGAGAACUAUGGCCAGUGCGCCACCCAGAAUCCGCAGAUGGAUCGCGACGCGGAGGAAGGUCGCCCGCUCAGCCUUGUCAACCGCCGCCCCUCGAUCUCCGCCCCCAUAUCCGGCCGCAAAUCCGCUCCAGCGUCGGCGGCAGCAGCAGUUGCAGCGGCAGCAGCGGCGGCAGCUGCGGCGGCGGCGGCCAGCAGUACGGCCAGCGGAUCUAGGAUACACACACCACCACCGAGUCCGGCGGACCUUUUGGCCGACGGAGCCAGCAGCACACCCAAACGCUUAGUAGACGAGAACGACAAUACCACGCCCAAGGACAGCGAGACGGGCGCCACCACCCUCGAUUCGAAUGCCGCCCCCUCCAGUCCAGCGGCCAUUGAGCGCCAAUCCUCCGGCGACAGCAGCUGCGAAAUGGAUGAGCAGCAGGAUCGGCAGGAUAAGCAGCCGCAACAGAAGCAGGCGAAGGUCAAGCAGGAACCCUACGAUGAGGAGGGCGUCAACCAUCAUCAAAAUCAGGAUGAUGAUGACGAUGAGGAGAUGGAGGAGCGCUCCCUGGCCAAGCGGCCCAAAAUGGAGCUGGUCGAUGCCGAGGCCAACACAGUCCACACAGAACCCAGCAACUAUACGUGCUCCACGUGCAAAACCCGCUACACCUCCGCCUGGCGUCUCAUCCAGCACGUCCAGCACUCGCACGGCGUCAAGAUCUACGUGGAGAGUCCCGGAGGAGGAGCCACAUUGACGGUGGCCACGCCCGCCGCCCUCAACAACAGUGCUCUGGCCUUGGCCGCCGCCGCUGCAGCAGCAUCCGCUUCCGGUCUGGCGAGUCCACAGCCAGCGGUCAGUCCCAAUCCCGCAGUUACAUCGGCGGCCAAGAGGAGCAGUCCGCUGGGAGCAGCAGGAUCGGCCAUUCUGUCCACCUCGGUUAGCUCCACCUGCUCCAAUUCGCUGGUGAACACCAGCGGUGGCAGCAUUAGCAACACCAGCAGCAUUGGCUCUCCGCAACAGCAGCAAUUGCAGCUGCAGCAGCAGCAGGCACAGCAGCAACAGCAGCGCGUGCAGCAGCAACAGAGGGAAAAUCUUGCUUCGGCCAUGGCCGCUGGCAUGCGUCAUCAUCCACUGCUGCCGCCGCCAGAGGCUAUGCACGCCAAUCCCUUCCAGCUGCUGCGCAUGCCACUGCCACCAGCUUUGGCCCAGGCCGGAAAUGUAGUUCCUACGGUGGCGCCGCUCUUUGGACGCCCCUCGCCCGCCGAUCACUACCGCAUGGAGCAGUUGGUAAGCGAGCAGUUCCGCCACCAUGGCUUCAACCUGGCCGCCGCCGCUGCCGCCGCUCAGGCGCAGUUCAAUGCCAAUGGUCAGGUGGUGGGUGGCGUGGUCUCCGGAUCGGGUGAGCCACGUCCUCCGUCGUCGAGCAGCAGUGGCAGCCAGAGGGGAUCGGUGCCCCCGGCUGCCCUGCCACCACCAUCCCUGAGCUCCCAGCAGCAGCAGCAACAGCAGCAGGCGGUGCAGCAGCAGCAACAACAAGGCGCCCAGCAGCAACUGCAGUCCGCACAGCAGCAACAGCAGUCCCAGCAGCAAUCCCAACAGCAACAGCAGAUCACACCCGGUCUGGUGGGUGGAGCUGGUGGCUCCCUGAAAUUGGAACCCCAGCAGAUGGAUUUUUACUCGCAGCGAUUGCGUCAGCUUGCGGGCACAACAAGCCCUGGAGCUGGCAGCACUGUUAACUCGAGCUCGCCGAGUCCUCGACAGAAGCAAUCGCCGCAUUUCGCGAGCCCUUCGCCCUCGCAGCAACAGCAACUGGCCACAAUCCCGCGACCCCAUUCUCUCACUCCUCCCGAGAAGAUGGGCGAUGCCAGCUCUGAAAAUGGCAGCUUGGGACUAAUCUUGGCCAGCACCCCGCGUUCCGCGAGCACGCCACCCUCGAAAACGGGAGAUGUGUCCUUGCAGGAACCACUUGCCCACUGCUACUCCUGCAGCUACUGCGACAAAAAGUUCCGCUUCGAGAACAAUCUGAUCAUCCACCAGAGGACCCACACCGGGGAGAAGCCGUACAAGUGCACUGCCUGCGACUUUGAGUGCUCCCACAUCCAGAAGCUGAUGAAGCACAUGCGGGUGCACCGCAGUCCGGCGGAUGAUCAGGACAACCAGGAUAACCAUGACGAUGGCAGCAAUGCCGAUUCGCUGGAAACGAAUGAGGCCGACAACGACGAGGAUCCCAAUCCCGACGAGUCGGAAGAAGAGUUGGGCGACGGGGAUAACGAUCCCGAUGGCGAUGGUGACCUCGAUGGCGAGGAUGAAGACGAGGAUGAGCUGGAAGAGUGCGAGGACAUGGACUACAAGGCAGAGGACCUCAGUGUUAGCAAUCGUAUCGAUGGCAAGAGCCAGAGUCCCAAGACGACGAGUUCAGGAGCCACUUCGCUGGUUGGCGAAUUGAUGGACAAGUUCGGUCUGUCCAACAUUGCCCAGUACAGUGAGGCCUACAAGCAGGCGCUCCAGGAGUCGGGACGCAAGGAGGCAGCCGCCGCCGCUGCAGCAGCUGCUGCAGCAGCAGACAACAACAAUCGCGGCGGAUCGGGUGCUCCGUUGAGCGACAAGCUGAAUGGUCUGCCUGUGGCCGCUCUGCGUCUGCGGGAUGAGUUCGCCAAGAACUGCAACAUGUUCCAGCAGCCGCAGGAUGGCGGUGCUCCCUCCCAAGUACCGCUCUUCAAUCCCUUCCCCAAUCCCUUCGAGCUGAGCAAGCGGAUGAAGAUGGACGGCGGAGAUUGGUGGGGCAUGUCGCAGGCUCUCCACCGGAAUGAGGCUCUGUUCGAAAACCUGAAGCUAAAGCCUCUGGGCCUGGGUGGAGCCAACUCGCUGAUCCAGGGUCCUCUGCUCAAGAAGGAGAGUCGCCAGCGCAACGACACUUGCGAGUUCUGCGGAAAGGUGUUCAAGAACUGCUCGAAUCUGACGGUGCACCGCAGAAGUCACACCGGCGAGAAGCCGUACAAGUGCGAACUCUGCUCCUACGCCUGCGCCCAGAGCUCCAAGCUGACGCGCCACAUGAAGACCCACGGACGGACCGGCAAGGAUGUGUACCGCUGCCGCUUCUGCGACAUGCCCUUCAGCGUGCCCUCGACGCUGGAGAAGCACAUGCGCAAGUGCGUUGUGAACCAGGGCAAGGCGGCGGCGGCUGCAAAUGCGGUGGCCGCCGCCCAGGCGGCACAGGCUGCAGCGCAGCACAUCCAGGCCGCUGCCCAGCAGGCCCAGGCGGUACAAGCUCAGGCGGUACAGGCUCAGGCGGCGCAGCAGUCGCAACAGCAGCAGCAACAACUGUCGCCCAUGGGCGUCGUUGGCUAUCCGCCGCAGUUCGUCAGCGGUCACAAUCUCUCACUGCCGGGCAGCGUGAGCGGCGACAAUGACUCGAAUGCCUCCUCCAGCUUGACCGGCGUCCAUCCCAUAUCGCUCAAGGAGGAGGCAUGACUUUUCAGUGGUUUUCCCGUGCCACUGGCACCACCACCGCCACUGCAACAGCAUCAGCCGCAUCUGCAGCAGCCGCAGCAGCAACAGACCAGUCGCAGUCGCAUCAUGUCGCGCAUCUUCUAAAGGUGUUAAAACGAUUUAGAAAGCAAAAAAUAUACCAAGCCCCCUGUAAAUAUGACUUUUUUGAAAAAAGCCCCCAUCCAGCUCCUUCCAGGCGACGAAAAAAAAACGACCAGAGGCAUUUAAUACCAAAGCAAUAACCGUUAUGUAAUAUAAUUUUAAAGAUUCGAACCUUUUUUUUACGAAAACAAAACCACACCACAUUUUUUUCCACCAUUUUUUUUUCGUGCUUGUAAUUUAUAUAUAUAAAUAUACGUAAAUGUAAUAAUAUAAUCAAUUAGUGAGUACUUGUGUGGACACACAUUUUCCAGUGUAUUUUCUAGGACUAAGUAAGAAAAAGAGAAAGGAUUUGUAUAAAAUGAAAAAGAAACCUACUAAAUCUAAACGUAAAAAAAAUAUGCAAAAAUUCUGCUCCCAGUGAGCCACAAAAAUAAGCAAAAUUAUACUCUAAACUUAAAGGCAUUACUAUAUGAAUAUUACCGAUAUGGGCGAGUGAAUGAAUGAAUAUUUUUUUCAUCGAUGUAAAUUUUUUAGUAAAUCUAGACCCCUAGCACUAAAGACGAACACUUGUAAAAAUCCUAAAUCUAAUUCUAAUCAUGAUUAUCGUAUAUGUAUUCGUUUUAUUUGAGUUCCCCUUGAUUUUAUUUCCUUUCCUCUCCUUCCCUAUUUUUUUUGCCUAGACAUAAUUCUAUUAUUAAAUGUAAUUUAAAUGAAAAAACGAAAAAUAAUCAAAUUUUUUUACAUACAUAAAUAAAUAUAAAUGUAAAACACAAAUUUUUUUUAAACAAUUUUAGUCUAAGCUGACAAGGAGAAUCAUGCAUAAAUUUUGAAGCAGCAGCAAAUUGAAAAAAAGAUGAAGAUGCAAAUUUGUACGUAAAACUUCAAGUGAAUUAUAAGAAAUAGAAGAAAGCAAUUAACGAGAAAAUACCGAAACAACAACAAACAAACAAAACGACAACAACUAGAUUUAGAAGACUGAAGAACUGAGAACGAAAAUUGUUUUCUUGCUAACAAAAAAAAAAAGACAGAAAUAAAGUAAAAGACGAAAGAGAGCUGGAAAACGGACAAUGAAAAGGCGGAAAAAAAGGACACAAUAAAGUGCAUUUUUUUUAUAAAUUGUUUUUUGCUGUUGAUUUUCGUUAUUUGAUUGAAACUAAAAAAGAUUGAGAUCCAAAAUUUUGAUUAAUAUUUAAUUGUUUGUUUUUGUAGUAAAAAUACAUUUUUGUGAGCAAAAUUCAAAGGCGCAACAUUAGUUUAAACCUUGUUUUGUUUCGAGUCCCCUAAAAUCCCACCUGGAAAUCCCCCUACUAAAGCAGUUAUAUUUUCCCAAAUUGCCUUAAUACCGGCGAUUUCCACAGUUUCUAUCGACGAAGUUUACCGUGCAUAAUUUAUCGAAUUCGACAUGUACUAAAUUUAAGAAUGAGGUUUUAAUGCAUUGUGUUUAACAUAUAUAGAACAUAUAUAUAAAGCGAAAACUGAAUAAACAAAAAUCCAUGAAAAUUAAAAAAAAACACACGAGUUAUGAUUUAUUUGGCAACAUUUUUGGUUUCAAUACUGAUUUCUUCCAAGAAAAGCAGAGCAUAGGCGAACGGAAACCGAAACGAAACGAAGCAAACUAAAACUAUCAUUAAAUCUUAGAAAAUUAAUUGUAGCUAUAAAAAAGAAACCUUUAUACUAAAAAAAUUAAACCAGGACAUUGUCUCAUUUGGCCGAGAGCAAUAGCAAGGAGCGAAUUAAAGGAAAAACAAAAA